Lagopus muta (rock ptarmigan) is the source of this 7056-nucleotide messenger RNA. RefSeq names its product speckle type BTB/POZ protein (gene SPOP). The transcript is spliced from 10 exons. Gene Ontology annotation, cellular component: nucleus; cytoplasm. Bases 5275 to 6399 code for a protein of 374 amino acids. NCBI's taxonomy places the organism in Eukaryota, Metazoa, Chordata, Aves, Galliformes, Phasianidae. Gene Ontology annotation, biological process: proteasome-mediated ubiquitin-dependent protein catabolic process; regulation of proteolysis. Gene Ontology annotation, molecular function: ubiquitin protein ligase binding. The record is from RefSeq and is a predicted model, not a curated record.
UUAGAUAGGAAUACACAUAGGGGAAAAAAAUCUUUUCUUGUAAUCUUUUAUUUUACUUUAUUGGUGUUGUUUGAUGUGAAACUCUGUAAAAGCAUCGAUAUUUCACUUUUGUUUGUGUUUUUUGGUUUUUUUUGGUUUUUUUUAGUGAUAGGACAAGGGGGAAUGGUUUCAAACUAAGACGGGGGGGUUUAGGUUGGGUAUUAGGAGGAAGUUUUUUCACCCAGAGGGUGGUGAGGCACUGGAACAAGUUGCCCAAGGAGGCUGUGGAUGCCCCAUCCCUGCAGGCAUUCAAGGCCAGGCUGGAUGUGGCUCUGGGCAGCCUGGGCUGCUGGUUGGUGACCCUGCACGUAGCAGGGGCUUGAAACUGAGUGAUCAUUAUGGUCCUUUUCAACCCAGACCAUUCUGUAAUUUAUAAAGCGAAACUCUUCAGUUGUCUAAAAAAAAAAAGAAAAAAGCCACAUUAGUGAAACUGUAUGAGUAAAGCAAUGUAAAACCAAAGGAGUGAAACAUAUAACAGGAUUGCUUCUUUUUCGGUGACAUUUUCUCACCUCUGGUUAGAUUUCCUUACAUCACUUGUUCCAUUAUAACUUGAAUCAAAACUACCUUUUAUUUAUGGUACUUUGUUACGGAUGGGUGCUGAUGUCAGGACAAGCAGGAGUACAUCAGGAGUUGUCAUCCUGUCUCUGUAUCAGUAGAGGACAGUCAUACAAAACAACUGUACCUGCCUUGAGAUGAUAAAAACUACUGCCGAGUGUGACAUCCUGAUUUAAAGCUCAGCAUCCUUAUCGCUGUUGGAAGGCUACAUGUUGCCUCCCCAAAAACCUCCAGGAUUUGCAAAUAGCUGCAGAUAAUGAAUGGCAUGAAAGCAGGACAGCUGUGUUUUGCCUCAUGGUCUCAGUGAGCGGCUCCCAAAUCGCAGUGGAGCCUUUUAAAAAACCAAAACGACUCCUUUUGCAAGCGGUCUUUAAUGCAGAGGUGGUAUCAGUGCUGGCUCUGUUGUGGGGUGUUAGACCUGAGGAAUAUUAAGAACAAUUCCAUUCACCAGAAUUUCUCCUGUUAGUUUUCCCUGAGCCUGUUUGACCGGUGGGAUGUGGGUGGUGGGGGUUAAUUUCUGGACAGAGCUGCUGUGAGCACUGCUGUGAAGCCAGUUUGUUGCCCUGUGUGAUUUUUCCAGACACUUCAACGAGAAGAGGGACUUCCCAGCUUUGUUCUUGGCACACCCUUCUGUUCAGUGUCGGGCUGUUCUGCUGCUGGCCUGUAAACUUGGAACUACCUGCUUUAAUUCCUGUUCCUUCUGCUUGGCACACAGCUGGCAGAGAUGUUUUGUUGUUGUGUUAUCAGGAGCUGUUGCUGGGUUGUCAGUUGCAUUCCUAGGCUCACAUUUGGAAGUAUCUGCUGUAAUUUUGUUAAAUCCUCUCUUUCCUCCUACUUCUGGCAUAAUUCUCUGCUCAACUGGAGUAUUAUAUAAGAUUGUGCUGUAUUGCUCCUAUCUCCUGUUGCUGAUAUUUUUUUCUGCUCGGCACAGAGAGGAAAUAAAAAAGAAAUAAAUAAAAACCAACAUCUUUUUGCUGUAAGCCUUUAUGGAGAGAAUUUUGAAGGUAUCAAUUCCUGGUUCUCAGGUGAUGAGCUGCUCCCCCAUUCUGUCUUGUGCAGAAUAUUCAGACUUAAAGCAUCUGUCCCAAGAUCUGGAAACACAUGACAGUGCAGGAAACCAGCAUGGGAUUAAAACUCAUACUUUAAUAUGCUUCCCUUGAGAAGGAAAAGCUGUUGUUUGUAUAAACUGUAUCUGUAGGUACAUUUAGUACUUCUUCCUCAGUUUCUGUUCUCAGGUGUCCUUUUACUGAACUCUCUUUUGGAAGGAAGGAGUUGAGUGAUUCUGGAAUUCUCCUCUUUGCUGAUAUGCAUACCUGAAUAUUGCAGCAUCCAUCAGAUGCCCUUUGCUUCUUUCUUUCCCCUCUGCACUUUUAGGACAAGAAAAAAAAGAUGCAGAACCACUGACUGUGCAGCAAACACCCCAAGAAAACUCAGAGUUCGUUUUAUUCUGAGUCAGCCCUUUGGCUGCAGGCAGGAGUGGCACUGCUGUGUUCCAUGAGACGUAGUUGGCCUUACAGCUCUUCAAGUCAUAUUCAAACUGACAAAUGGAGAUAACCUGUUUGGCCUUUCGGAGCCUGUGUUGUGGUGGUUUUGGAUGGCUGUGCACUUGGAAAAUGGCUUUUGCUGGCGCUGUGGCUUUGUGUGUCGUGCAUUUAAGUUGGGCUGAUGUGAAGCUUGGGCAGUGAAUCGGAUCAACUAGUGUCAGUGCUAGAAGACAGAGCCAAUAUCUGAUAACAAAUCAUUUACCUGCAAAAAGGAAUGUCCUUGUAUAUGUCUGUAGGUGUCUCAUAUACAGAGUGCUGGAAUAUUCAUUUGAAAAUAUGCUAGUUUAUAAUGCUGUAGGACCUCAUAAGUUUAGUAAUAAUAUUUCUAAAAAUGUGCAGGAAGGUUUGGAGCUCAGUACACUUAAAUUUAUUAUAUAUUGAGAAACAUUUCGUGGCGUUGGAUGUGUAAAUUUAUGUAGGGCGUGUAGCUGGAUGCUGGUGUACUUAAACUGCUGACUGCUGGUUGGAGUUGUGUGAAUCACUGCUCUUUCUUUGGAGCUAACGUGGCACCCUUUCACUUACAGCUGGAAUGCUUUCCUGUGUGACAGCAAACACAGCAAUACAGCAUCAGUCUGAAAAGCCUGAUGGGAGCUGCACAAUUUGAGCAUUAAACUCUUAUGACUAUCAGUGUGCUGGGAUGGUACCUAGAAGUUCAUGAAAAGAUUUCUUGCUCUUGAACAGCAGUGUGUAGUUGUUCAGAUUGGGUUUUUUUCCUCUUUUCCAUCAGAACUAAUUGUCAUAUUUCAAUAAACAGGCAUCUCUCAACUGUGUGUAACAGCUGAGCAUCUCUCUAGGGCUGUGGCAAGUACUGAUAUUUAAGCAAAACAACCUGGAAGAUGAAGGUGGUCCAGAGAGGAAGUAAUGGAUCUCAGAACCAAACAAGAAGUAAAAUUUUGCUUGUGGCACUCAAUCAGGUGCAGGAUUAAUUAGCGUGGAUGUAGUUACUGUUCUGCACUCAUUCUUUUCUCGUUGCUGGAGAAAUUUGCUCAGCAAAUCAUGAAUGAGGUCGUAAUUGUGUAUAGCAGUGGUUUACUUCACUGAGGGCCUUCACAAGAUUAUCGAGUUUGUUUUUCCAGCUUAGGCUUUAAAACUAGCGAGGCCUGACUGAAAUCUUCAGCUCGUUCUGAGUUUUGGUUUCAAAUAGGGGAUUUGCCUUUGUCUGCAAGGAAGCUCAGAGAUGCUUCUGAUGAGACUGGAGAGCAGGUGGAGACAAACACCCUCAGUCUGGGGCUGCUGUAGAGCAAUGCAGAGGAGCUGCCUGGCUGCCUCCCAAGAGUCGCUGCAUAAAGAGGCUGGAACAGACGCUGCCUGCAUUGAUGUAAAAGUUUUCAGUUAACUUGGCUGUAAUCAUGCCUACAGAUGAACUGUUUUGUCUGUUACGGAGUGUUGCCAUAUAUAUAUUUUAAACCCUCUGAAGAAUCUAUUAUCUGAUGGUAGAAGCAUCACACAGUGUUCCCUGUGUGCACAGAGAGCAGCUGCUGGGGCUGCCUGUCCCGACUGAUGCUUCAAAACGAGAACAGCUACACUGGGGCCUUGGUUUCCUCACUUGCAUCUUUGUAGAAGUGUCUGACCUCAACAAGUUGUGAUUAAAAACCACACACGUCACUUUGAUGGAUUUCCUAGAAGUACUUGUGGCCGGUGAAUGAAAUUCGGAGAACCGUAUUUCAUUGCUGCUUUGGAGAUGCAGGCUGUUUUCUUUAGGUUUCCUGUUGGCUUCUGGUUCUGUUGCUGCUUGUGAAGAAGAAUACAGUGUGUGUAUGGGCAUUGGAGUCCAGAAGCGUUGAAAAUGGCUGUUGUGGUGAGUUUUACCUUACAGCCCUCUGCUUUGCAGCAAGUGGGAUUACAGGGAAAUUGGCCCAAGUUUAAAUGUCAGAAAUAUUUAUUCAGCUGCUUCCUGAAAUGUUCUGCAAGGUGCUGGUCUGAGCUGGGAGCCCACCUUACCGGAGCUGAAAGAGAUAGGAGUCCUGAUGCUGCUUGAUAGCUACAAAUCUUAACUUCUAUCAUUUGAUUUGUCUCUUGUAGCAGGUAACUGAUAUUUCUCUUCUGGAUAAUAUUACCCAGCAGCUUACUGAGUUUUGCUGUUGAUGGGGAAAAUAGUAGGAAGGCUUCUUUUAGUGUUAUUUCCAAUGGUGGAAGGGGAACCAGGCAGGAAUGAGAAGCAGCAUUAACUGUGGUUUCUGUGAGCCUGGGUUUUAAGCAGCUUAUGGAGGUGGCCCGUUGUUGCGAGAAGGAAAACAAAUUUAUGUAUCUUCUGGGAAUUUAUUUUUGUGCCCUUUUAUAUUUUCCCUUUGUUUUUAAAAGAUUCCAUAAAUAGCUUAUGCCAACAUCAGCUCAGAAUGCAUGACCAAAACAAAAAGUUCGUUCCCAGAUAUUUCCUUUGGGAGUUUGCACUGGAAACACAAAUGAACAUCAGUGCCAGGAGUGCACCUCACUGCCCUGCUUCCCCAGUGCCACUGAUACACAGAGAUCCAGCACUGCCCCUGGCCCUUCUUCCCUCUAUUAGAAAUGCACUAAAUAUAGAAUCUCGGAGCUACCGACAUUUUUCUUUGUUCUUUGUCUCACUAAUUAGAUAAUCUGGGUUUGAAUGGUGAGGAUAUUCAAAUAGGGUGUAGGCGAAUGCUGUGAUUGGGUUAUUUUCAGUGUGAUUUAUGGUCAGCUGUGAGUGUUUUGAUGUUAAUGUGAGUUUGGUUAUUAAAGUGGUGCUAAGCAGCACCAGCAUGCCUUAUUGAAGUGGGUGUGAUGAGCUCUCUAGAAAACACAGCGCUGAUUCAUGAGGAAAAUGAAGCUGUUUUGGAACUGGAAGUUGGUUGGGAUUUGGUUCUCAUUUCCUUCUUCUAUUUUUGCCUUUUCAUGUUGAUGUUUGAUCCGCUCACAGAAAAGCAGAGUGAAAAGAGAAAGCACAGGACUCUUCCUGCCCAUGCAGAUACGUGUGGGAGAAGCAUCACCCAACAGGACAGGCAAACAGGAGUUUCUGCAGUGCUAUUUAUGACCUGUUAGCAAUAAACUCUGGAAUGAGCUUUCUACUGAAAUGAAGCAAGCUGCUGGCUUUAUUUUCAGGCAUCUCCAAAAAGUGUGAAGAUCUAGCAUAACUUUCUUCCCCUGAGUUGUGACGUUCUGUUUAAUCUUCAAACUGGCGAUGUCAAGGGUGCCAAGUCCUCCUCCUCCGGCAGAAAUGUCGAGUGGACCCGUGGCAGAAAGCUGGUGCUACACUCAGAUUAAAGUGGUGAAGUUUUCCUACAUGUGGACCAUAAACAACUUCAGCUUCUGCCGAGAGGAGAUGGGUGAGGUGAUCAAAAGCUCAACUUUUUCGUCUGGAGCCAAUGAUAAACUCAAAUGGUGUUUACGUGUGAACCCUAAAGGCUUGGACGAGGAGAGUAAAGAUUAUCUAUCCCUCUAUUUGUUGUUGGUGAGCUGUCCAAAAAGCGAAGUUCGAGCAAAGUUCAAAUUCUCCAUCCUGAAUGCUAAAGGAGAAGAAACAAAAGCAAUGGAGAGCCAGCGAGCGUAUCGAUUUGUGCAAGGCAAGGACUGGGGAUUCAAAAAAUUUAUUAGGAGAGACUUUCUUCUAGAUGAAGCCAAUGGACUUCUUCCUGAUGACAAACUCACUCUAUUCUGUGAGGUGAGUGUGGUACAGGACUCUGUAAAUAUCUCUGGCCAGAACACUAUGAACAUGGUGAAGGUACCGGAGUGCCGCCUGGCAGAUGAGCUGGGAGGACUCUGGGAGAACUCCCGCUUCACAGAUUGCUGCCUGUGUGUUGCAGGCCAGGAGUUCCAGGCUCAUAAAGCCAUCCUAGCAGCACGUUCCCCGGUUUUCAGUGCCAUGUUUGAGCAUGAGAUGGAAGAGAGCAAAAAGAAUCGGGUUGAAAUCAAUGAUGUGGAACCUGAAGUUUUUAAGGAAAUGAUGUGCUUUAUUUACACGGGGAAGGCACCAAAUCUUGACAAAAUGGCUGAUGACUUGCUGGCAGCUGCUGACAAGUAUGCUCUGGAACGUCUGAAGGUGAUGUGUGAGGAUGCACUGUGCAGUAACCUGUCUGUGGAAAAUGCAGCUGAGAUCCUCAUUCUGGCUGACCUACAUAGUGCUGAUCAACUGAAAACUCAAGCAGUGGACUUCAUUAAUUAUCAUGCUUCUGAUGUCAUGGAGACAUCGGGCUGGAAGUCGAUGGUAGUAUCACACCCUCACUUGGUGGCUGAGGCGUAUCGCUCUCUGGCCUCUGCACAGUGUCCCUUUCUGGGACCUCCACGUAAGCGACUGAAGCAAUCCUAAAGUCCCGUCUCUGGCAACACCACGUGUUUUUCUGGAAGCAGCAUCAGCUGUUGCUGCUCAAACCUUGACCACCAGGUAGACAGCGAAAUCUGUGGAGCUUAUACUCUGUUGUUGGGGGGAAGAGACUGCUUCGUGACACCCAGACUUUUUAAAACAGCACCAAGUAACUUGGGGAGAGGGGGGAGGGUGGGCCUGGGGCUCUGGGGCUGUUCAACCUAAUGAAUCCCUGUCGCUGCAUCGUCUGUGUGUUCCCUUCAACUUGGCUGAGUCAAUUAAGUACAGGGUUCGGUUUAGGUGCCGAUCCGUGUCAGAAUAAACCCAGCAGUGGUACUGGGGAAAACAACAUCUGCGUCUGGCAGCACAGAACAAACCAUCAGAUGCCUGGAGCAAGAGGACAUUUUAGUUUUGGAGAGAGCGUUGCGAAGUUAAAAAGAAUUUCCAGUGAGGUUCUGGAAAGGAAUUACCUGAUGGGAGCUCCAGUAGUAUUUAUAUCAAAAAAGAGAAUUUAAGUCCUUCCAGCUGAGCUAAAAACUGGACGUUUGUGUAACUCCUUAUUGCCAUCCAGCAACAAGAAGAUCAGUUUCUCUGUUAGUAGCACUUGUAUGUUAAUUGCAAAAAAAAAAAAAAAAAAAAGAAAAAAAAAAAAAAAAAGAAAAA